AUGAGGUUCGAUGAUCUCUUGAGGACCAUUGGAGAGUUCGGACCUUAUCAGAGGCGACUGUACGUGUUGCUAUGCCUGCCUGCUAUAGCGAUUGCUAUCCAGAGCAUAUCCUUGGUCGUGUUUCUCUUUGCUGUUCCCGAACACCGCUGCGCAAUUCCAGGUCUCAAAAAUGAUACAUACGAAGUUCAGGACAAAGGACAUGAAUACUUAAUCAACCUCACCAUACCUCGACUGGCAUCUGAUAACGUCUCGUAUUUGCCGUGUAAAGUGUACACAGACGUUACCUUACACCGUGAUGACAACCAUACAAGACCCCUCAACAGAUACACAGAAACAUGCCAUUCCUGGGUGUAUGAUAAGAGUUCCUUCGACACGACCAUUGCACAGUCAAUGAAUAUGGUUUGUGAGAAGAAAUCCUACGUGACACACGGGAAGAUGCUGAACAUGGCAGGACAAGCGAUUGGGGUCGUCUUCAGUGGAUUUCUCUCGGACACAUUUGGCCGCAAGACUGUCAUUGUCGUCAGCAUGGUCUUAACCACAGUAUUGAACGUGGUGCUGACUUGGGUCACCAGCUUCUACGUCUUGAUCCCUGUAGUCAUACUGAUGACAGCGUGUUCAAGCACUCAGUAUCUGGCUAGUUUUGUCUUCGGUCUCGAAUUGGUGGGUCACUCAAAGAGAAUGUGGGCAGGAGUAGCCAUCAACUUCUUCUGGAGCGCCGGAAACAUGAUAGUCGCCCUUGCUGCCUUCCUCCUGAGAGACUGGAAAACAAGGCAGCUGGUGCUCGGUGUGCCAUCGUUCAUUUUUCUGUAUUUGUUCUUUAUACCAGAGUCUCCCAGAUGGCUACUUAGUACAGGCCAGAACGAAAGGGCAAAGAAAACGUUACUGAAGAUAGCUGAAUCCAACGGAGUUACUAUCAGUGAUUACGAUUUAGAGAGUGUCACAACAAAAGAAGAAUCAAAGAUAGAAUAUUUCUGGGAGCUCAUUAAGUCACCGACCUUAUCACGAAGAAUACUGAUCUUAUUCUAUAACUGGUUUGCAGUUGGAAUGUGCUUCUACGGCCUCAGCAUGAACGUCACCAACCUUUCUGGCAACGUCUACCUCAACUUCUUCCUCUUUGUCUCUGUGGAGGCGUGCGCCUACGUGUUGUGUGUGCUCUUGUUGGAUCGAAUGGGCAGGAAGUGGAUGCUCUGUGGCUCCAUGAUAGCUGGAGGCGUGGCUUGUCUUCUGUCCUUCUUUCCAUUUCUAAUCUCAAAGAAUCCUGAGAAAUGGAUCAUCAACCUGCUAGCCUGUCUCGGUAACACGUGCGUGUCAGCAGGGUUUGCUGCGUUGUACGUCUUCACGGGGGAGCUGCUGCCAACGACAUCCAGGAACUCUGGCAUUGGUCUGUGUUCCAUGUUCUGUCGGGGUGGAAGCCUGGUGUCACCUUACAUCAACGACUUGGUAAUGCAUGUUGAGGGCAGAUACCAGAAAAUAAUUCCUACGCUCAUCUUUGGGAGCAUUACUGCCUUGGCUGGUUUCCUUGCAUUGCGACUUCCGGAAACACUGAACAGAAAGCUUCCGGAAAACAUACGCGACGCUGAAAACUUAAUGACAUAUGCUCACACAGAGGACGUGGAUGCACAGAGCGUUCGUUCUAUAGAGCAGAGAACACGCGAAAUGAAUACGGACGCUUUCUUAUGAAGGUACAUACUUGGACUGUAGAUUGCUGUACCUGUUAAGUGAUAACGUUUGCUCGUGUGUAUGUACAUGUAUGUUCAAGUGAUUUCUAUUUUGCAUCGUUCCAGCAGCCUUUCAACGACAUUUACGACACACACCUACUUAGCUGCUGAUAAAAUGUCAAUACUU
Molecule: messenger RNA, 1845 nt
Organism: Haliotis rubra (blacklip abalone)
Lineage: Eukaryota; Metazoa; Mollusca; Gastropoda; Lepetellida; Haliotidae
Product: organic cation transporter protein-like
Exons: 10
Coding region: 1-1680 (559 amino acids)
Biological process (GO): transmembrane transport
Cellular component (GO): membrane
Molecular function (GO): transmembrane transporter activity
Source: RefSeq, a predicted model, not a curated record